Messenger RNA from Acipenser ruthenus (sterlet), 1529 nucleotides. Its product is annotated as testis-specific serine/threonine-protein kinase 5-like. Gene Ontology annotation, cellular component: cytoplasm. The transcript has 8 exons. Lineage: Eukaryota; Metazoa; Chordata; Actinopteri; Acipenseriformes; Acipenseridae. The record is from RefSeq and is a predicted model, not a curated record. Bases 125 to 1456 code for a protein of 443 amino acids. Gene Ontology annotation, biological process: protein phosphorylation; microtubule cytoskeleton organization; intracellular signal transduction. Gene Ontology annotation, molecular function: ATP binding; tau-protein kinase activity; protein serine/threonine kinase activity.
UUCGGUUUUCUUUUUUUGUUUUUGUUUUUUGUUUAGUAAAAUAUAUGAAAAAGCAACAUGUUGAACUUUAAAAUUAAAAAGAUGUGGCUAUGUACACCUGGAUUUGAGAUGUGAGUAUUUCAAUAUGAGCUGCGCCAAAACCAAAAACGUGAAGAAGAGUCUGAAUGAAAAGGCCGGUGUAUGCCGGGAGAACGGAUACCUUCUCUCCUCUGUGAAAAUCGGCACGGGAGCAUUCUCGAAAGUUUACCUUGGGUAUGCAACACCGGAUAAGAUCUGCCAGAACUAUAAGCUGGCCACGGACCUCAGGACUAAGAACCAUAACAUGGUUGCAAUCAAGAUUAUACCAGUUUCAGAAGCUCCUCCAGCAUUUUCUAGAAAGUUCCUGAACAGAGAAAUCUGUGCUUUAAAUGCCACUUACAAACACCCGUGCGUGAUUCAGCUGUAUGAGACGUUUCGUUCUUCCGGGCACUUUUACCUGGUGCUGGAGCUGGCAUCGCACGGAGACUUACUGGAGUACGUGAACGCAGUGUCGAGCUGCAGGGGCAAUCCGGGGCUUGAUGAAGACGAUGCCCGCAUCAUAUUCAAGCAGAUCAUCAGUGCCGUGGCACACUGCCACAACAACCACAUUGUACACAGGGACUUGAAGUGUGAAAAUAUUUUAUUAGAUGGCCAAGGAUUUGUAAAACUGACAGAUUUCGGCUUUGCUAACAAGAACACCGACAAGAGUGCUCUAAUGAGCACAUUCUGCGGCUCAGUGGCCUACACUGCGCCUGAAAUACUACUUGCUAGGAAGUACAACGGAGAGCAGGCAGAGCUCUGGAGUCUAGGAGUGAUUCUCUUCGCCAUGGUGACGGGGAAGCUGCCUUUCCACGAGAGUCACCCACACAAGCUGCUGCAGCGGAUCAGACAUGAUGGUAUUCACUUCCAUCACCCAGUCUCUCCAGGCUGUGAAGAUCUGAUCAGGAAGCUGUUGCAGUGGAGGCCCUCCGCUAGACUCAAUUUGGGACAAAUGGCCGCACACCCCUGGAUAAGUUCAGCCGCGCCGUUUGUUUACAAUGUGCUGCAUGGAUACACCAGCCAGGGCAAGACCUACUGCCAAGGGAAGAAAGCCAAAGAAAGCAGAGGAGAUACUGGAACCACGCCUGUCUCGACGCUGCCCCACAGAAGGAAGGCGUGUGAUAUUCCUAACUGCUUCCCAGAGUUCGUUAGUCACAGACACACAGCCUGCAGUGUGACUGGGAAGAAUGUCGGGCAGCAUGAGCGAGAUGCAGAGAGGAACGCCGAAGUAAACUCGCAAAGGCUGGGGGUCAAACCCCAAAGCCGUCUGCAUCUGCGGUCAGCCCACCAGUCCGAUAACCCCAACAGGCUCUUCAUGAGCAGACCGAGGCCCCCCUCAGACCCCCAGCCCUUCCACAAGCCCACCAAACACACAGGCUCCUCUGGAAAUCUCAGAUAGUCCAGGAAAAUUCUCUCACGCUUUCACACUCAAUCUGACCAACCCAAAUAAAAAUAAAAAGACAUUUCUAGGU